UGCGUCUAGUAGGUCUCUCGUCUGUCUUCAGCUGUUGUUUUAAAUGACGAUAAUUUAUUUAAAUUUUUAACUUCAAGCCACGCUGGGCCCGUCGUCUCAAUAUUAUAUCGUAGUUUUCAUUUUUUGUCCGUUUACCAGUGAACGACACUUGAUCGAGUAGUUUCGAAACCACCCUGAAAGAUCAUAUAAUAUUAAAUGUUUAAUUUACGAGAGCUGCGACUACCUGCAGGACGUCGAACUUGGCAACGGUCUUGGAGAUGCGUCGUGGCGAAGUUUAAGACGAUCGUGGAUGAUAAAUAGAUUUAUAUAAUAUGCAAACUGUCAAUGUUUAAUGCGCCGGACGGACGACGACGAUGUGACGAGGCUCCGAGACGUCGCGGUCAAGUGUUGUUAUAGUGUAACAUGAAGAUGAGCAAAGUGGGCAACCAAACCAACUCGCAAGACCCUCAGGCGGUUAACUCUCGGGUUUUCGUGGGAAAUCUCAACACAUUUCAAUGUAGCAAAACCGACGUCGAAAGAAUGUUUCAACGAUACGGCCGUCUAGUGGGUAUAUCGAUGCACAAAGGAUUUGCUUUCGUUCAGUUCACUAAUCCCUUUGACGCUCGCAGCGCCUGUGUCGGAGAAGAUGCCCGGACCGUUUUGGGACAAACAUUGGACGUAAACCUAGUGGCCGAACCGAAACCGCAUCAGACCGGUAGGAAAAGGCAAAACUUAUCGAAAACUGGAAACGAUUGGGAAUAUUAUUACAACAGCUAUUACGCCGCUUCGUCGUCGACGAUAUCACCACCAACCGCUGUGGCGGGCAACAAUUGCAAUGGUGGUGGAUCAAAGGCUUCAAAACGCCAAAAAGUCAGCCAUCAGUUCUCGGUGAAGGGCGGCCGUAACCAGAACGGAGGCUGUGGUAGCGGUCAACCGACGGCUGGACAAGGUCUACAGCAACAGUCGCAUCACGCCAUCGUGCCGGACCAACUCAAGCUCUACAGCAAUCCAGACAUACUGAUAUGUGGCAACUGUCGCGAGAUGUUCACCGAACUACAAGGUCUAUUGGAUCACAAGAAGGAAUACUGCAAACUCAGGUUCACCUGCAAGUGUAACAACUCUGUCAAGCCCAAUUUCAACAACAAUAACAAAUGGCCCGGAAACUUGAACGAGGGCUGCUUGUCUUUGGUGUGUGUCCAGUGCAAAGAAUCGUUUGACAGUGCCUGGGAUCUCAUGGUGCACGCGCAAUCGGCUCACAUGAUGAACGUCUACCAGUUGACUACUAGGGACCAGGUAACUGCGUCACCAGUGGGUACAGAAUCGGAAAACGGAUCGACGUGUUCCGUGGGAGCUCAAGUGAACAUCGACGAGGACGCAAACGGGUCGGCGGACGAGUCUCUGUGCAGUGGACGUAACGAGUUGUACGAACCGAUGGACAGCGAUCGUGAACCUAACCUAACCUCUCCAGCGGCAAUGAGCUUCAUCGGAGAAACGGAAAAGGAGUUGACCGACGCACCGCCGAUGACAUCUUCCUGUCAAACUUGUCUCAUUCAACAGCCUAACAUCCAAGCGCUCAUGGGCGUCCAUUGAACCGCAAACAAAUAACAAUAUUAUAUAAUAUACAAUAUAUACAUAAUAUUAUAUAUAUAUUAUAAUUUCGUCGCCAUAAUAUAUUCUAGUAUACUAGUAUAUCAUAUAAUUAUCUAUAUAGGUAAGCGACAACACCGACUUAACGAUCCACGACCAUCGUGGUAACAUUUGGUCGUGGUUGCGUCAAUUUAUUUUUUAUUUAUUUUUAAAUAAGUCUUAGGCAUUUUUCUUUUUUUUGGAAACACACAUUUUUUUGCACGUCUCUCUCAUUUUAUAUUUUGAGAAAAAAAUUAUUUAUGCUUUUAUAUGCAGUAAUAAUGCACAGCAAUUGAAUAAUGUUGCUGUAUAACAAAAUAUCUAUAAUCUAUUAAAAUAAUUUAUAACAUACUACCUAUUAUACUGACAUAAAAGUAUGGAAAUUAAAUAUUUCUGAAUUAUAUUUUUAAACUUGGUUUUAUCUACAUUUUCUAGUCAAAAACAAGAUAUCGGUUGACCCUCCAAAAUUUUUAAAUAUAACUUUAAAUUGUUGUAUCUCCUGUGUAUAACAUUAUGUACAAUAUUAUAAUAGACAGUAUCGUUUUAUUUAGUACAAUUAUUCCAUAGUGGUGGAAUUUGCCAUUAAAAUUAAUAAACCAAGUUCCUGUGUGGUGAGGACUAAGGAUCUACUACUUCACCAUUCUCAAACCACAACUUUUAAUCAAAAAUAUGAAAUUUAAUAAAAUGCAAUAGAGACUUAUAUACACUUUUUAAGAAAUUUACUUACAUAUUCAGUAAAAGCAUUGAAGAAUAAUUAUAUUUGAUGAAUUAUACCAAAGUAGAUCAUUUAAAAUGUGUUAAUUAUUUUCAUUGGCCAUUUUAAUCUUUCGAAGAACAUUUUAAAAAUAAACGUGUAUAUUUUAAACCAUUUAAAUCGUAAUCUUGAGCGCUAUAAUUGUUUCUAAAUAUUGCACCAUUUUGAUUAAUUUCAUAUUUUGGGUAAAGAUGGUUCCUAUAUUAUAUCAGUAUACUUACAUAGUGUUAUAGUGCCGUUUUUCUUUUCAGGAUAUUUUUAUGUUAGGAUAUAAAUAUUUAAAUAACAAUAAUAGCUAACAACCACAUUGUGUUGGAUGACAAUGAGCUACAUCAUUAAAGAGGAAUGAAAACUUUCUCGUAUUUAAAAGUUGACUUGUUUUACAGGUCAUUUAAAUCUUCUGUAACACACAAUACAAAAUCUCUUCGAACUUAUUUUGCCACAUUCAAUGAAAAAAUGAAAUAUAUACUGUUUAUUUACUUACUAAUUUGAACGACAUUUGAUUUACUAGUGAGACAGUGAGUCAAAUACUGCAUAUAAAUACAGUGUAACAAUAAUAUUUACCUAAAACAACCCUAAUGGCAAAUAUAAUUUAGGAUACCUUAGGUUGGGUUUUAUUUUAUACUUUUCAAUAAUUUUGAAAAUGUGUCGGUAUUAUAUAUUUUCUACAAUAUGUGUUUAAAAAGAUAUGAACUUGAAUAAAAAAAAUGCACAAUCUUACAAAUAAAUAAUUGAGUUCGUUGCUGUUGUUUUUUUUCCAAUGUUCAUUAGUUUUACAGAUCUUACACUUAAUAAUUUAUCUUCAAAAGUUGAGAUUCUGAAAGAUUUAUGAUUUGUAUAUUUCUAAUUACUAUGGUAUAAAAUAAGUAAAUUAUUUAUCGUAGUGGAUUGAUACAUACUUACGUGUUGUAUACAAUUGCAUAGUAUUAAUAUAUAUUAUAUUAUUUCCAAUUCAGAUUUGCUUUUUGAACUAACACCGCCGCCCGAACACUAGGCAACUUUCGCACCAUCGAUACGGCCAAUGCCAAUACAGCAAUAUUAUAAUUAUUAUUAUUAUUAUUAUUAUUAUUAUUAUCAUUAUUAUUGUAAUUGUUGUUAUUGUUGUUAUUGUAAUAAAAUAAUAUUAUAAUGUACCUAACCUACGGCGCCCACUGGAAAACCAUGACGCAAUACGUUUGUAUUAAAUUAAAUAAUAAUAUGUUUAAGAACAAUCUGAAGCCUUUGACGAUUUUGCGCGAAAGUAUAUUUAUUAUAUGUAUAUUAUUAUUAUUAUUUAGCAAUUAUUAUUUAUUUACUUGUUAGUUGAAAACGACAUUUUUGUCAAUCAUUUUAUUUGUCACCACUAUAGGUACAUAAUAAUAUUAAUUAUUUAAUAUUAUCACCUUACCUGUGUACGUUGUACGUAACGCUCAUCGUAUGAUAAUAUUUAUCUACCCAAUAAUGUAUCGUUUUUAUUUUAAUUUAACUAUAAAUAAUUAAUGCACCAUAACAAUAUCGAAAAUUCUACACAUGCAUAAUAUAAUACAUGUUCGGUAUGCUACAGAAUAUUUUUUUUAUUCGUGAUGAAAUAAAUUACAACUAUAUAUUAUAUUAUAUUCAAUAUUGUAUACAGGGCAAUUCAUUAUAAGGUAAACACUCCUCAGAUUGCAUAUGGAAAAUAUCAUAAUCUUUUAUAAUAAAACGUGAACGGUUCGGUUAGGACUUAGGUUAGGUCGGUGUUUAACAAUAACAUAUUUUGUGGAACAUAAUCAUUACCAAAUGCUUUCUAUGUCAUUUACUCGAAAUGUUUUAAUGUUUUUUGGAAAUAUAUUUUUAUUAGACAAUUUGAAGUCAUUUCAAUACAACAUUUUUGAAAACAAAAUAUAUUUUUACUAUUUCUAGCGUAAUUAUUUUUAAAUGUUUACCCAUUUUUAAUUAAAACGUAUAUCAACGUAAUAUUCUAAUUUGGAAUAUGCAAUUUGAAUGUAGGUAUGUCGUCAAAAAAGUAUAAAAAAAAUGAUAUAACGAUAAAAAUUAAUAAAUAAUAAUUAAGAUAUUUCCAAAAACCUAUAGAAUUGAGAGCGAGUAUUAACCUUUAAAAUAAGCUCUGUACAAACGAUAUAAACGAAUUGAAUAAAUUCAGGGGCGGAUCUGAAGCCUGGUUAAGGGUGGGGGCGAAUAGGAAUAUUUCUGAGUGACAUAUGGAGUAUAAUGAAAUAAUUAACGGUAAUAAUCACGGUCCAUAGUGUAUUUCAUUGUGUGAUAAGCUAUUGAUAACACAAAUCUACGUUUGGUUAUCGAUGUUUAUCGGAAUUAAAUAAAUCUAAAAAUAAGAUUUCCAAAUAUUCCUUUACCUCGGCUUAUCUGUAUAUUAUAGAAUCAAUGUCAUAGCUAAUAUCACAACCUCGAUCGUAUAUAGAACCAUGAUCACAACUAUUAUUUACUAUCAUGAAACCACGAAACAUCCUACUUAUACAAAUAAAUACAUAAUUUAUAAGUAUUUAUAAAAUUAUUAUAUAAACCUAUUUAAAAAAUAUGAAAUAAAUCUGUAUAAAAAAGCCCAAGGGGGGCGAUCACCACGUCCCCCCCUCAGAUCCGCUCCUAUUUGGAUUCGCAUUGAAACGAACAAAAAGCUGUUUCAAUAAAUUGUAAUAUUUGAGUACCUACUCUGCACCAUACAGCGCCUAUUGUAUACCUAUACUUAUCAGUGUUAAGAAAAAACUCAUUGAUUAACACAUUAUUAUUACCUAAGCUUAAAAUUUAAAAUUGAUAAAUUUCGACGAAUAUACUCAUUGAAUUUCUCAUUCGUUAGAGAAAUUAAUUACACCACAUGAGUUAAAAAUAAAAAUUCAAUCGCAUUAUCCAUGAUUAAUUUUGUUUAGUUAUAUUUUUAUUAGUUAUAAAUUAUAUUUUUUCCCCAACACUGAUAAUACUUCUUAUAAUAAAUAUAAUAAAUUAUGUGUAUAAAAAACAUUUCUGUUGUUCACUCGACUAGCGUAUACUAAUUAGGUACGAUUUGUUUUUUUUUUUUUUAUAUAAUGUUAAGUAAUACAUAUCAUUACGUUUAAACGCAUAACGGUUAGACCAUUAUGUAUCCAAAUUUAUAUAUUAUUAUUACAUUUUUCGUCAAACAUAUUAUAAUAUUAUAUUCAUGUGUAUACUACAGUCUACAAUUGUAUUGUACCCACUUAGCCUACAAACAAUUGUAUGGUCUAAUAUCAUUGUACUCUAGUCUAAUAAGUUAAUAAAUUGUUUGGCAAUAUUUAA
Molecule: messenger RNA, 5605 nt
Organism: Myzus persicae (green peach aphid)
Lineage: Eukaryota; Metazoa; Arthropoda; Insecta; Hemiptera; Aphididae
Product: heterogeneous nuclear ribonucleoprotein C-like 3
Exons: 9
Coding region: 403-1569 (388 amino acids)
Cellular component (GO): nucleus
Molecular function (GO): RNA binding
Source: RefSeq, a predicted model, not a curated record